Molecule: messenger RNA, 3763 nt
Organism: Mesocricetus auratus (golden hamster)
Lineage: Eukaryota; Metazoa; Chordata; Mammalia; Rodentia; Cricetidae
Gene: Bcan
Product: brevican
Exons: 15
Coding region: 775-3420 (881 amino acids)
Biological process (GO): cell adhesion
Molecular function (GO): hyaluronic acid binding; calcium ion binding
Source: RefSeq, a predicted model, not a curated record
GUUUCCAGAGCCGAUGGCCGGGGCAGGCGGAUGGCCUCUCCCUGUACUCCUCUCCAGGACGCUCCAAGUCCUAGGCUUUCACAAAAGAUGGGUGGGGGAAGGAGCAACUGGAUGGAGGCCAGACUGGCAGGGACAGGGUCUUUGUCCCAGCUGGCUUCUGAGCCAGGAGAUCCGGUGGGAAAGCCCGUGCCAGGCAGAGGAGAAUGACUGGGAGCAAAGUUGGAGGAAUGGAGGGGGCAGAGGAUGUUGGGCACCAAGGGAAGCUUCCUUACAAGUCCUUGUGGGGAGGAAGCAGGAGAGGCUGCAGAGCCUGGGUUCAGUCUAGGAGGCCUUCCUGGAAGAGGAGUGGCUAGGCAGGGAAGACUGGGGUUCACCAUCGGCAGAGGAGGCUCAGGGUGGGCACCCGAGGGCAGGGGAAAAUGGGACUGCUGCUGUGCUCGAAACCCCGCCUACGCAUGUCUUUCAUACACAGGAACCCGUCUCUAGGUGACUUACAGUUUCUAAGUGGAUACGUGCUGUUUAUGGAGCAGUGACAAAAAAUCUGUAUGUGUUCAGUACAGACUCCUAUUUUCUGAAUGUUUGGCGGGUGCCUGGUUGGACACACAGAUGUGGAACGCAAGAGCAGGGAAAGCUAAUUGCACAGUGCGGCUCCUCGUUGUAUUAUAAGCGGUCACUGACUCCGUGUCUGGUGCUGGCAUAGGCACGGGGUGCUUUCUGCCGUAGAUCAUAGUCAGAAAAAAGAGAUUCAGCAAAGUGCUCCCGUCAGUUUGCAGCAUGAUCCCACUGUUUCUGUCGCUGCUGGCAGCCCUGGUACUGACGCAGGCUCCUGCAGCCCUAGCUGAGGAUCUGAAAGAGGACAGCUCAGAGGACCGAGCCUUCCUCGUGCGCAUUGGCACCGCGCAGCUGCGGGGCGUGCUGGGCGGCGCCCUGACCAUCCCAUGUCAUGUCCACCACCUGCGGCCGCUGACCAGCCGCCGGGCCGCGCCGGGCUUUCCCCGGGUCAAGUGGACCUUUCUGUCCGGAGACCGGGAGGCGGAGGUGCUGGUGGCGCGCGGGCUGCGGGUCAAGGUAAACGAAGCCUACCGGUUCCGCGUGGCGCUGCUCGCCUACCCUGCAUCGCUCACCGAUGUGUCUCUGAUGUUGAGCGAGCUGCGGCCCAAUGAUUCCGGGGUCUAUCGCUGCGAAGUCCAGCAUGGCAUCGACGACAGCAGUGAUGCUGUGGAGGUCAAGGUCAAAGGGGUCGUCUUCCUCUACCGAGAGGGCUCUGCCCGCUACGCUUUCUCCUUUGCUGGAGCCCAGGAAGCCUGUACUCGCAUAGGUGCCCGAAUCGCCACCCCUGAGCAGCUCUAUGCUGCCUACCUCGGCGGCUAUGAGCAGUGUGAUGCCGGCUGGCUGUCCGACCAGACUGUGAGGUACCCCAUCCAGAAUCCACGAGAGGCCUGCUACGGAGACAUGGAUGGCUACCCUGGAGUCCGGAACUACGGAGUGGUGGGUCCCGAGGACCUCUACGAUGUCUACUGUUAUGCCGAAGACCUAAAUGGAGAACUGUUUCUAGGCGCCCCUCCUGGCAAGCUGACGUGGGAGGAGGCUCGGGACUACUGUCUGGAACGGGGUGCACAGAUUGCCAGUACGGGCCAGCUGUAUGCAGCCUGGAACGGGGGCCUGGACCGAUGCAGCCCCGGCUGGCUGGCCGAUGGCAGUGUCCGUUAUCCCAUCAUCACUCCUAGCCAACGCUGUGGUGGGGGGCUGCCGGGGGUCAAGACCCUCUUCCUCUUCCCCAACCAGACCGGCUUCCCCAACAAGCAGAACCGCUUCAAUGUCUACUGCUUCCGAGACUCUGCCCACCCCUCUGCCUUCUCCGAGACCUCCAGCCCGGCCUCUGAUGGACUAGAGGCCAUUGUCACAGUGACAGAGAAGCUGGAGGAACUUCAGUUGCCUCAGGAAGCUAUGGAGAGCGAGUCUCGUGGGGCCAUCUACUCCAUUCCCAUCAUGGAGGACGGGGGAGGAGGAAGUUCCUCCCCAGAAGACCCAGCAGAGGCCCCUGGGAUUCUUCUAGAAUCGGAAACCCAGUCCAUUGCACCACCACCUCCUGGGACCUCAGAAGAGGAAGACAGAGUCCUGGAGGAAGAAGAAAGAUACAAAGGCACAGAGGUUCUGGAGGAAGAGAAGGAGCAGGAGGACCUGCGGGUGUGGCCCAGGGAGCUCAGCAGCCCUCUCCCCACUGGCUCAGAAACAGAGCAGUCACUCUCCCAGGUGUCCCCCCCCGCCGGGGCAGUUCUGCAACUGGGUGCAUCACCUUCUCCCAGGCCUCCAAGGGUCCAUGGACCACCUGCAGAGACUUUGCUCCCCCCAGGGGAGGGAAGUCUCACAUCCACCCCAGAUGGAGCAAGAGAAACUGGAAGCCCCGAGCUCUCUGGGAUCCCUCGAGAGAGUGAGGAGGCAGGGAGCUCCAGCCUGGAGGAUGGCCCUUCCCUGCUGCCAGCCACAUGGGCCCCUGAGGGGACCAGGGAGCUGGAGAGCCCCUCAGGAGAGAAGUCUGGAAGAACUGUUCUGGCAGGGACCUCAGUGCAUGCCCCGCCAGUACUGCCCACCGACAGUGCCAGCCGAGGCGGCGGAGUGGCUGUGGCCCCCUCAUCAGGUGACUGUAUCCCCAGCCCCUGCCACAAUGGUGGGACUUGCUUGGAGGAGAAGGAGGGUUUCCGCUGCCUAUGUUUGCCAGGCUAUGGGGGGGACCUGUGCGAUGUUGGCCUCCACUUCUGCAGCCCUGGCUGGGAAGCCUUCCAGGGCGCCUGCUACAAGCAUUUUUCCACACGGAGGAGCUGGGAGGAGGCGGAAAGCCAGUGCCGAGCGCUAGGUGCGCAUCUGACCAGUAUCUGUACCCCAGAGGAGCAGGACUUCGUCAACGAUCGCUACCGGGAGUACCAGUGGAUCGGGCUCAACGACAGGACCAUUGAGGGUGACUUCUUGUGGUCAGACGGUGCCCCUCUGCUCUAUGAAAACUGGAACCCUGGGCAGCCUGACAGCUACUUCCUGUCUGGGGAGAACUGCGUGGUCAUGGUGUGGCAUGACCAGGGACAGUGGAGUGACGUCCCCUGCAACUACCACCUCUCCUACACCUGCAAGAUGGGGCUUGUGUCCUGUGGGCCUCCACCACAGCUGCCCCUGGCUCAAAUAUUUGGUCGUCCUCGGCUGCGCUACGCGGUGGACACUGUUCUGCGAUACCGGUGCCGAGAGGGGCUGGCCCAGCGCAACCUGCCUUUGAUCCGCUGCCAGGAGAAUGGACUUUGGGAGGCCCCUCAGAUUUCCUGUGUGCCCCGAAGGCCUGCCCGUGCUCUGCGUUCAGUGGACGCCUCAGAAGGGCCACAGGGGCAGCUCCCAAGGCACAGGAAGGCACCGCUGACACCUCCGUCCAGUCUGUAGGGAGCCAGCGUGGAAGACUGCUGCCCGGGCACUGUCCUCUCGUUUCAACGGCCUGUGCUCUUCCCGUAACAGGGAGUGACGUGCGGGGGGCGGGGGUAGGACUGGAGUUCAGAGGACAGUACCAGAAGGGGUUUCUGGGAGACACUUGCAUGCUCCACCUAGCCUAGGCCCUCUGUCUCAUACCUGGUCCCCAGGUUUUACCCUCAGGACAACGGGUAAGUCCCUAAGUGCCUCAACUGCUCUCUUGUCCCUCGGCUUCUCUAGGGGACUCUGUGCUACUCAUUCUUGACUCUGGGUGGAGUGACAGCAAAACCAGAUGGAAAUAAAGUUGUUUGGACCCAAA